This is a messenger RNA of Malassezia restricta, 1716 nucleotides long. Its product is annotated as methionine permease. Lineage: Eukaryota; Fungi; Basidiomycota; Malasseziomycetes; Malasseziales; Malasseziaceae. The transcript has a single exon. The record is from RefSeq and is a predicted model, not a curated record. The coding region runs from base 1 to 1716 and encodes 571 amino acids. Gene Ontology annotation, molecular function: L-amino acid transmembrane transporter activity. Gene Ontology annotation, biological process: amino acid transmembrane transport. Gene Ontology annotation, cellular component: membrane.
AUGACGGGCUCAUUCGAUAAACAAGCCGGGGAGAAAAAAAUAGUAACGGAGGAGGGCUCCCUCAGUGACUUGCCUUCGGACGAAGAGACCCGGCUGGGCCACCCGGGAUCGUCGCCCGAUUCCAAGACCGAGGCCGGUGAAGAUUACCCCCCAGCUGAAGUACACUAUGACGAGUUGCCUCAAGGCAGGCAGCUCGGCACUAUAUCCGCCAUCUUCCUUAUGGUAAAUCGAAUCCUGGGUACAGGUGUCUUCUCUACGACAUCCACUAUAUUGGAGCAGAGCGGAAGUGCUGGUAUGAGUAUUAUCUACUGGGUCAUCGGCGGAGUCAUUGCUGGUUGUGGGUUUGCCGUGUAUGCUGAGUUUGCUACGGCGAUGCACCGCAAUGGUGGUGAGCUUAACUAUCUACAGCACGUGUACCGCAAGCCCAAGCAUUUGGUGGCGUCUGCUUAUGCUGCACAGGCUUUGCUACUUGGUCAGGCAGCCGGUAAUGCGAAUGCCGCGGGUCAGUACUUCUUACGAGCAGGCAAGGAUCCUAACCGAGUGGGUGAAGAAACUGACGAAUGGAGCUCCAAGGGUAUCGGAAUCGCGGUCAUUUUGUCUGCCUUGUUCAUGCACGCUGCCUUGCCCAAGUAUGGCCUCAUUUUCCAAAACACCGUUGGUCUGUUCAAGGUCGUUAUUCUUUUGCUCAUUGUGUUUGCUGGCUUUGCUGCGCUUGCCGGUCGCACAAUCGGUCCAGCACCAGACAACCUGUCACACGCGUUUGUCAACUCGCGCUCGGACGUGUAUGGUGUCUGUCAAUGCAUUUACAAUGCUAUCUGGAGUUAUGUCGGAUACUCCAACUUGUUUUAUGCGCUGGGUGAGGUCAAGAACCCCGCGCGCACCAUGAAAAUUGCAGGCAUUGUGUCAUUAGUCACUCUAACCAUUCUCUACGUACUGUGCCAGGUGGCUUAUUUCGCCGCUGUGCCUAUGGACGAGAUCUUAAACAGCAAGCAGAUUAUCGCUGCUGCGUUUUUCAAGCACAUGUUUGGUGAACGCUCUGCGAAAGCGCUUUCGGUUUUUGUGGCACUUUCUGCCGUUGCAAAUGUCUUUGCUGUUCUUUUUGCGCAAGGUCGCUUGAACCAGGCUCUUGGGCGUGACAAUAUUAUUCCUUUUGCCAAAAUGUUUGCCUCGAAUCGCCCUUUCAACACGCCCCUCGCCGGUCUGUCGUGGCAUGCUAUCGUGACACUGAUUCUCAUGCUGGCUCCACCUCAGGGCGAUGCAUACCAACUUGUGCUUAGUCUUGCACAGUAUCCACUCAAUGUCGUCAACACCGCCGUGGGGCUUGGUCUUUGUCUGACCUACGUCCCUGUUUCGUCGCGUUUCCGUGUGCCCUGGCUCCGUGAAUGGAGGCCCACCUUUAGGGCGACGCUUCCUAUUGCUAUCUUUUUCACGCUCGUGUCCGCCUUUCUGGUCGUGGUGCCAUGGAUUCCUCCCCCCUCCGAAGAAGAGGCGACCUUCAAAGAUAUUUGGUAUGGCAUGGCCCCCUCUAUUGCUUUGGGCUUUUUCGGUGCCGGCGCCCUUUACUGGUUCUGCUGGUAUGUUUUGAUGCCUGCGGUCGGCAAGUACAAGCUUGUCGAGCGCCAGUCAUCCUUGAAAGACGGCACGCCGAUCACGGUAUUUGAUCGCGUGCAUCCAUCGGAAGUCGAUGACCAUGUAUCAUAUAAUAGUUCAACCUAG